AUGGACGAGCCGGUCAGCAAAAAGCCAAGUGAAGGUGCGGCAGAAAAUGGAGAGGAGGUGGAGGAGGAGGAGGAGGAGCCGCUGAGGGGCUUCCUAGACGAAGUUAACUGCCCGGAGCCGGGCAUCAUAGAUCGCCGCAUGAUCGAAGCGGCCUAUCUUGAGGAAGGCCAAAAGGGCGAGACGAGACGUCUUCACCAGCUGGAACCGGUGGUCUACGAACGCAUUCGCACCAUGCGCCUGGAGUUCAAGAACAUCCUGCGGAUUGACCAUCUAUGGAUGAUGCCCAAUUUAACCACGCUUUGCUUGAACUGCAACAAGAUCGAGGUCAUCGAGCACCUAGCCAUGCUAACUGCCCUCAGGGAUCUCAAUCUAAGCUUCAAUUACAUUACGCGAAUCGAGAACCUAGAGACGCUGGUCAACCUGGAGAAGUUGUCACUCUUUAGCAAUCGCAUCCAAAAGAUCGAGAACUUGCAGACUUUGGAAAAACUGGUCAUCCUUAGCAUUGGCAAUAAUCUAAUCAACACUGUGGAGGGGAUCGAACGCCUACGCUUCGUGGGCAGCUUGAGAGUGCUCAAUUUGGAGGGUAACCCCAUUGCCAAAAUGCCGGACUUCCCCUUGUCAUCAUAUGUGACUGCCAUCCUGCCACAGUUGAACUACUACGAAUACGUGUUCAUCAAGGCGGAGACGCGCGAAGAAGCCCAGAAGCGUUUUUACCGCGAACUGCGCGAGAUCGAGGACAAACAGGAGCGCGAGAUCCAAGGGCUGGCCACAGAGGAACGGGAAAUGGCCGAGGCGGAGCGUUUAGCCUCUAGCUUUGUGGAACACCUAGAUGGUCAUCAGCUGUACGAGUCCUUGUGGCGCGACGACAACAACGGGCGCAUUCUGAUGUUGGUAGGAACUCAAGCGCAGGAACUGGCCGAGGAGUACAGCAAGGAUGUUCACGAGCUGACCCAGAAGAUCUAUCGCCUUGGUCUGGAGCACUUUGGCGAGCGGGAUGAUGAGAUCCGGGAUUUCAAUGCCAAUCUGUACGAGGGGCAGGAGGAACUACAGUCUCAGGGUCAAACACAAAUCGAGGAGUUCCUCCAAUACAAGGAGCGAACCUUCGAUGAGAUGCGGUUAAAGUGGCGCGAUCUGGACCAACGCGAUGACGAUUUGGAAGAGCUGUCAGCUCAGUUGGAUACGCUUACUGGCCAGUUUGAGGAUGCCCUGAACGAGAUGUGGCAGAGCCUAAUGGCUCAGGAGCUUCAUUUGCACGAGGCCGUUGAGGAUUCCACGCUCAACUUUAAGCGCAAGAUCUCCCAGCUUAUGGCCAGCUUUGUGGAACAGGCCCAGGUGAGCUUCCAGCAGUUGCGCGAUGUCUGUGGCCAUUUUGCCGACAACAUGACGGAGAUUGUGUCCCAAUACCUCGCCUCCAAGCUCCUGCGCGAUGAUCUGAGCACCAUUCCCGAUGAGUUGCGAAAGUGUAUCGCUGAUCGAGACGCACUUCUGCAGCUAGUGGAGGCCAUGAGGGAAUCUCACGCCUCGCGGGUGUACGAGCGGGAGGAUCGCAUGGCCAAUCGCAGCAGGGAGUUCAUUGACGAUAUGAUCAAGAAGCUGAAAAACAAAGAGGUGGACCGUCACCGAGCCAAGGUACUGGAGAUCAAUUCCUUCAUGGAAAUGAUGACAGAGGCGCUGGCCAAUCUGCCGCGGGAGACCAAUAACUCGAAGAAUGAUUCCCUCUCGGAUUAA
Molecule: messenger RNA, 1728 nt
Organism: Drosophila kikkawai
Lineage: Eukaryota; Metazoa; Arthropoda; Insecta; Diptera; Drosophilidae
Gene: TbCMF46
Product: TbCMF46
Cellular component (GO): cilium
Molecular function (GO): protein binding
Source: RefSeq, a predicted model, not a curated record